UGUAAAGAGAAAAAAAAAACUUUAAACUUUGUUCUUAAAUGUAAAACAGAACUUUCAUCACUUUUCUGUGUUCAUGUUCUUAUUUACAGAUUGUUAAAAGUCUGAGUAGGCUGCAAGAAACAGAAAUUUACAACAAGAUGAUCAAUUUAAGAAAUACCUUUCCUAGGCUUUCCAAAAAUGGUUUUUUUGCCAAACCACCAUCUACCCUUCCUUCUUUUGGAUCUUUUGUCAGUAUUCUUGGUUGUCUAGUUGGAGCAGCUCAGCUUACAAUACAGAUAAUGUCGUCAUGCGAAGAGACAUUUAAGUAUUCUUGCGCGGAGUUGAUCAAAGGUUAUUUUGUGACUUUCCACUUGACAUGUGUUUCAAGUUUAAGUAGGGUGUGGGUCUUUUUAAAAGAUUUUAUGCACUCCAUAUCACAGUGUUACGACGUCCUGUUCCCAUGGAUUAGUCUCCUUGAGAAUACAAUGACGGAAGAAAGCCCUGAAGCAAAAGAUCUUCCGAAGAGUCUCAAAAUAUGGCUGCUCCCGUUGGAAGGUGAAAAUUCUAACAAAAAGCUAAACAGCACUUGUAGAACUCCACAGUUGAGGUUGUCAACAUCAGGAGCUCUGGAUAAGCUGUUUGGAUCAACACCAAGAGGUCAUCUUCAAGACUCUUCAUCGAGGAUCUCCGAAGCAAUCGUCGAUUCUUUGAAAGAAUUCCCAGAUGACCUUGGAGAGUCUUGCGUUCUUGACGAAGUCACCAGAUCACUUAAGCACCGAAACGCGUCAACGGUAGAAAAGGAUUUCCGGCCUAAAAUGCAAUUGUUUGUUGAAAAUCCUGAGGAGCUGAAGAGGCAGUUUACUGCAAAGUUGGGCCCUGAAAAGAGAGGAGCAGAGAUUACAGAUAGUAAAGUUUCCAAUACACCAAUAAGGAUCAAAGAUAAGAAGUUAGAAAAGCCUCCACAUAGAGCCAUGCUUUGGAGACGCUCGUAUUCAACGACACGUAUAUUUGGAAAUAAAACUUGGAAACUAGUCAUAGAGAUGGCGAAGCGAAGGAAGUUAGCGAAACGUGGUCGGAAGAUUAAGGGGAACUUGAAAGGAUCAAGCAAAGGUGCGGCAAGGGAGAAAGAAGGAAGAAAAAUGAGGAUAACAAACGAGCACAGUAAGGAUGGAACUGUCAUAGAGGCGAAGAUGAAAACGAAAAUGCUGAGGAAACGGAGACAUGGAAAGAAAAUCAAGGGGAACAUGAAAGGAUCAAGCAAAGGUGCGGCAAGGGAGAAAGAAGGAAGAAAAAUGAAGUUAACAAACGAGCACAGUAAGGAUGGAACUGUCAUAGAGGCGAAGGUGAAAACGAAAAUGCUGAGGAAACGGAGACAUGGAAAGAAUAUCAAGGGGAACAUGAAAGGAUCAAGUAAAGAUACUUCAAGGGAAAAUGAAGGAAGUAAAAUGAAAAAGCAAGAGAAAGAUAGUGGAAAAGAUGACACAGGUAUAAAAGCGGACACUAAAGAGGAGCAUAUUAGGGACGAAACAUUUAUAGAAGCGAAAAUGAAAACGAAAACUGUGUGGAAACGGAGACGUGGAGACAAAAUCAGGGAUGGCACUUUUGCUAAAAAAAGGAGAAUAGAAGCUCUCAAUGAUGGAGUAAAAGAAUCACCUAACCGAAGUAGGAAAAGAAAAGAGUUGAAAGGCAAGAUGCAGUACAAAAGAUUACAAGGAAAGAUAAAAACAGUCAAGAUGAAAGAGAUAAGAGAGGAAAAAACAAUCAAGAUGAAAGAGAGAAGAAAGUCAAUAACAGUCAAGAUGAAAGAUAUAAGAAAGACAAAAAAAAAACAAUUUAGCAAAGGCGAGGUAGUCGUGGAAAAACCAAGAAAUGAAGGCCAUGCUAUAGAUUCGAAACGAGUGGAAGAGACAGUGAACUUCGAGACCAGCGAUCACGCAUCAGAAGCGGAAGGGAACGACAACAAAACCCACGGUGGAAAUGAAGCACUUAAAUGUAAACUGAAAAAAAGAAAGAGAAAAACUGGAAAAGAUGACACAAAUUCAGAGGAGAAAACCAAUCAAAAUGCGACACUUGGAUGGAGAAAACGCCGCAGAAAAGGAACAGUAGAACAUGCAGAUUAUAUGAAUGAUAUUGACGAGAUUUUUAGUGUUUUGAAUAAUUAAACAAUCGAUGCUUUUUGGCCCAACAAAAUUGUCUACUUUGCAUACGGCAAUGUUCAGUAAAAUAGGGCUUUUCAUAGCAUCACCAGAGGGACAAAAACUGCGCAUUUGUAGCCGCGGGUGUUAGGAAACAGGGCGCGGAAAGAGUGCUGGUGUGGUUGACCGAAAAAUAUAGAAAUCAGCGAAAAAAGUACAGUGAUUCGGCGCGGUGCCAACUCCGAGAAAAAGACGUGUGCUUUCGAUACGCCCUUCGAAAUAAGUUGAGAAGAGAAACUUCCCGCGAUCUAAAAGCAGUCUAAUCCCUAGUGCCGAUAAAGUGGUUAAAGGGAAAGUACGGUCUAGAAAAAGUUUACUUAUAUCAAAAGUUCCAUGUUUGCAUUGUCCUAACUGG
This is a messenger RNA of Stylophora pistillata, 2529 nucleotides long. RefSeq lists its product as uncharacterized. NCBI's taxonomy places the organism in Eukaryota, Metazoa, Cnidaria, Anthozoa, Scleractinia, Pocilloporidae. Gene Ontology annotation, biological process: positive regulation of Notch signaling pathway. The record is from RefSeq and is a predicted model, not a curated record. Gene Ontology annotation, cellular component: nucleus.